AUCUCAUUUUACAUUCGCAAAAGUGAACUGGUGUACGAAGCGUCAACAUUACUACACUGUAUAGAAUUCUCGAAGGCAACUCAAGUCGCCCUGACAGUGGACGAUUAUAACAGCCGAGGAAAAACUAUUACACACGUUCUAUUUAAAUAAACCGUGUCGGUCGUCGACACAUCAUUUUGUGGAAUGAUUUCCGAGCUGUCCAAUCCCUCGGUGUGUAUGCGGGACCCCCAGAGAGUCCAGGAGAUUCUGCAGUCCAUGCUGAAGGCGGGUUCAAACACGUUACAGGUUAUCUCAGACUUUGACAUGACUCUCACGAGAUUUGCGUUUAAUGGGAAACGAUGCCCCACCUGUCACAAUAUUCUCGACAACAGCAAGCUAAUCUCUCAAGAAUGCAAAGGACAGUUGAAGGAUUUGUUGAACACGUACUACCCCAUCGAGAUCGACUCGUCGCGCUCCAUCGCCGAGAAGCUGCCACUCAUGGUGGAGUGGUGGACCAAAGCGCACGAGCUGCUGGUGCAGCAGAACAUCAGGAAGGACCUGCUGGCCGCGGUGGUGCGCGAGUCCGAUGCCAAGCUCAGGGAGGGCUACCAGCUGUUUUUUUCGCAGCUGCACCAGCACAGCAUCCCGCUGCUCAUCUUCUCCGCCGGCAUCGGAGACAUCCUGGAGGAGGUCAUCCGCCAGGCCGGAGUCUUCCACCCCAACGUCAAGGUCUUCUCCAACUACAUGGACUUUGACCAGUCCGGGGUGCUGAGGGCCUUCAAGGGCGAGCUGAUCCACAUCUACAACAAACGGGAGGGCGCCCUGCUCAACACGGGUCACUUCCAGGAGCUGCGAGCCCGACCCAACGUGCUCCUGCUGGGAGACUCCCUCGGCGACCUGACCAUGGCCGACGGCGUGCACGACAUGGAGAACGUCCUCAAGAUCGGCUUCCUCAACGACAAGGUGGAGGAGAGGAAGCAGUCCUACUUGGACUCGUACGAUAUCGUGCUGGUGAAGGACGAGACCCUGGACGUGGCCAACGCUGUGCUGCUCUACCUCACUGGGAACAAGUGACCCCACUUUAUAUUUAGGGACACAUUGGACACUCCCUUUUUUUGUUUUUUUGUUUUUACUAAAAGUCAUAAUGUCCACACGCUCCUUCCUUUUUGUUAACACACGAUACUCUUCAUAAGCACAAACAUGGCGCUACUUAGAGAAAAUGCCAGGCACAUUUUGUUGUUUGCUGCUUUGUAAGGAGGUCUCUCCUAUUUGUUUCAGUUCUGUACUGUACACAGUGUUGCCAACCUCAAAUAAAAUGUGCUGUCAUUUUGUCACCUCUGUACAGAGAACACUUCUUUAUU
Phycodurus eques (leafy seadragon) is the source of this 1340-nucleotide messenger RNA. Its product is annotated as cytosolic 5'-nucleotidase 3-like. Gene Ontology annotation, cellular component: cytoplasm. NCBI's taxonomy places the organism in Eukaryota, Metazoa, Chordata, Actinopteri, Syngnathiformes, Syngnathidae. Gene Ontology annotation, molecular function: magnesium ion binding; 5'-nucleotidase activity. The record is from RefSeq and is a predicted model, not a curated record. The coding region runs from base 184 to 1053 and encodes 289 amino acids. The transcript is spliced from 9 exons.